This is a messenger RNA of Exserohilum turcica Et28A, 1188 nucleotides long. RefSeq lists its product as uncharacterized. The record is from RefSeq and is a predicted model, not a curated record. The transcript is spliced from 5 exons. NCBI's taxonomy places the organism in Eukaryota, Fungi, Ascomycota, Dothideomycetes, Pleosporales, Pleosporaceae. Bases 1 to 1188 code for a protein of 395 amino acids. Gene Ontology annotation, molecular function: oxidoreductase activity.
AUGGGGAAUAUUGCUUUCCGUUUUAAGAUCGAGCCCAUGGUUCAUCCUGACGGAAAGAACUGUAAAUUUGGAGCCGUUGUGACAGGACUUGAUCUGAACCAUUUUACCCCUGAAAUUGCGGCACAGCUGCGCAAAGCCACCUGGGAGCACGGCCUGCUCGUGAUCAAAGGCCAGCACAAUCUUGAACAGAAGCGAAGCUGGGAAUUGCUGCAAGAGCUUGAUCCAGACUGUGUGAAGAUUAACAACGAUGAAUUUGCCCGUUUGUUUUACACCAAGGACAAGCUAGUGGCCAAUAUUAAAGGAGUUGAAGUUCCUGAUGCGGGCGCCUUUUUGUUCAUCGGCAAGGGCCCGCAGGAAGACGAGAAAUACGGCAAGCCGGGUCUUGACAUGGGAAACGUCAACUUGCACCAAUACUACUACAGUGUGCCACUCUCUGAUGAAGACUUUGAAGCUGGACGCACCCGAUUCCACUGGUGGCACCACGACGCGACCUACAGACGAUACGAGCCCCCUAAUUUUACGAUAAUCCGGCCGAUCAAGUUCCCUGAUGCCUCAAAGACGCAAACGGUCGAGUGGGCUGACGGUUCGGGCCUGACAAUGCCGGUCAAACCAGGCCGCACGGCGUUUGUGAGCACCGAACAGCUGUACGAUAUGCUCAGCGAUGAGGAGAAGAAGAUUGCAGACCACAGUUGGGUCGAGUAUAUGUACUGGCCUUGGGAAUGGAUCCCGAAGUGCCGUGGUGCUCCAAACGGCUUGGGCGUGGCAAAUGAGGGUCUAGAGCUACCAGACGAGGAGAUGGAGAAGCUUGAGGACAUACAUCCAGAGUGGACGAAGAAGCACCCCAUGGUCUGGGUCAACCCCGUCACAGGCAAAAGGGCCUUUAUGGUGCAGCACAACACCGCACGCCGGUUGUUUAUUCGUAGCGGGCCAAAUGACACUCCAAAGGUUAUCGAUGACCUAGGCGAAGUGAGGAAAUUUCUUGACAACAUCCAGUCGAGGAUCAUUAAGCCAGAAUAUAUUUGGGCGGGCCCGGACGAAGAACACGAUAUCCUGCUAUGGCAGAAUCAUGGUCUUUUCCAUACAAAGAUUGAUUACCCACUUAGCUGGGGUAAUAGGGUCGUGCAGCAGGGCUGGCUGCCCAGCUACAGGAAGCCCGUGGGCCCGGUGCCGAUUCCAGGAGAGAACUGA